This is a messenger RNA of Drosophila serrata, 1130 nucleotides long. Its product is annotated as sperm flagella and cilia-associated protein 1. Gene Ontology annotation, molecular function: microtubule binding. Gene Ontology annotation, cellular component: axoneme. NCBI's taxonomy places the organism in Eukaryota, Metazoa, Arthropoda, Insecta, Diptera, Drosophilidae. The record is from RefSeq and is a predicted model, not a curated record. Gene Ontology annotation, biological process: regulation of cytoskeleton organization.
AUGUCAGAGAUUUAUUAUUCAUCUGAAUCUUGACCUAUACAGUUUAGACCUUAAAAUAAAUUUAAUUUUCCAAAAGUAAACCAGAGAAGGUAAAAUCCCAAAAACUAAAAAGAGAGAUCAUCAUGCCCCAAUACCAUACGCGCACAUUCAACUCGGAGGAGGAGCAGACCCUGGCUCAGUGGCUCAAGGAGCAGCGCAUUGAACUAAAUUUGCGCACAAGGCGUUUCUUCUCCGAUGUGCUGCCAGUGGCCAAGAUCGUUAAGCUAUCCUAUCCCCGAAUGGUCGACCUGCACAACUAUGCGCCCAAGAGCAGUAUUCAGUUGAAGCUCAAGAACUGGGAGAUUUUCGAAAGCAAGGUUCUUAAGAAGCUGAAUAUCUUCGUCCCGCAUGCCCUUCUCGAGAAGCUGGCCCAGGCCGAGGCCGGAGCCAUCGAGACUCUAUUCUACGAACUGAUCCCUGUGACCAAGGGUCGCCGCGGUCCCAUGCCCAGUCCCAUGCUUCACAAUGAUUCUGGAUAUAUGAGAUCUGGCAGGAACAAACCGCGGCUCUGCCGGAGCCGCACCGUCAUUCGAUCCCAGAUUAGUUGUCCCUUGCCAAUUGGAGAUGAUCUGCCCGCCGAAGUUCUUAAGCUGGAUGUGGAUACUAUGGUAGAUGGUAAAAUGGAGAAGGUGGCCAAGAAACUGGUGGCCUAUGAGGACUACAAGGAAACUGUUCGGGCCAGCAUCGAGAAGGAUAACUACAUUAAAAUGAUUCAUCAGAAGGUCGACUAUCUGCAAAGCUUGAUUGCCGUGAAGGAUGAGCGCAUAUCGGACCUUAUGGAACAGCUGGCCAAAUUGUCGGAUCAGUACAAAUACCCAUCUAACAUUUUAAGGACGACAAUGCCUAGCCGUGGAGAAGAAGGUUACGUCCCCGUUCAUUUCAACAGGAUCUGGCGACAGAUCGCAGCCUAAAAUGUUUAGUCCCAAGGCAGGAUCUGCGCCGGGCUCACGUUCUUCGAUUCUUCAUACCCCAACAUAUUUCCACCUGACGACCACUUGUUAUUGGAUAUCUCUAAAAUGUAUAUUUUGUGUGUUCCUUUUGGCCUUAUCCGACAAAUACAAGAAAAGCUGACUUUUCUUUAUCGCAAAUGA